AUGCACCAUAAUAGUAGUAGUAGUAGUGGUGAUGGUAGUAGUAGUAGUAGUAGUAGUAGUAGUAGUAGUAGUAGUAGUAGUAGUAGUAGUAGUAGUAGUAGUAGUAGUAGUAGUAGUAGUAGUAGUAGUAGUAGUAGUAGUAGUAGUAGUAGUAGUAGUAGUAGUAGUAGUAGUAGUAGUAGUAGUAGUAGUAGUAGUAGUAGUAGUAGUAGUAGUAGUAGUAGUAGUAGUAGUAGUAGUAGUAGUAGUAGUAGUAGUAGUAGUAGUAGUAGUAGUAGUAGUAGUAGUAGUAGUAGUAGUAGUAGUAGUAGUAGUAGUAGUAGUAGUAGUAGUAGUAGUAGUAGUAGUAGUAGUAGUAGUAGUAGUAGUAGUAGUAGUAGUAGUAGUAGUAGUAGUAGUAGUAGUAGUAGUAGUAGUAGUAGUAGUAGUAGUAGUAGUAGUAGUAGUAGUAGUAGUAGUAGUAGUAGUAGUAGUAGUAGUAGUAGUAGUAGUAGUAGUAGUAGUAGUAGUAGUAGUAGUAGUAGUAGUAGUAGUAGUAGUAGUAGUAGUAGUAGUAGUAGUAGUAGUAGUAGUAGUAGUAGUAGUAGUAGUAGUAGUAGUAGUAGUAGGCGAGUAUUACCAAGAAACCAAUGA
Schistosoma intercalatum is the source of this 633-nucleotide messenger RNA. Lineage: Eukaryota; Metazoa; Platyhelminthes; Trematoda; Strigeidida; Schistosomatidae. The record is from the annotation of a GenBank genome assembly.